AUGGAUGAUGAUAUUUUCUUAGGUUUGGAAACUGUUUAGUAAUUUGAUGAGAAAAUGAAACAGUUUUCUUAAUAGCAUCAAUUUAGAAGACAAUUAUAAAGAUAUCCAGUAUAAAAAAUACUAAAGAGAUCAAACAGUUUUGCAUAGAGUUAAAUUAGUACAGCAAUAAAUUCAUCUGCUCAUGCAAGCAGAAAAUAAACAAUAUCAUAAUUAGAAAUAAAUGCACCAAAACGAAGGCAUUGUGAGUUUUACAAUGAUGAAUUUUGCAUGAAUCUAUUUGCUGAAAAAAUAGAAUACUUAUGCAGUUAAUGUUUCGAUAAAAAUGAAAUCGUAAUUAAAGAGUUAAAUAGAGUAGCAUAAGAAUUAGGGUAUUAAUAUAAUAAUUAAGAAUAUCAUUAAAUCGAGUUUAACAAUUUGAAACAGUAUAAGAAAGAGAAUACUAUAUACUAAAUUAGUUAUAAAAUCAAGUACUUGAUUCACUUAGGUAAUGGAAGUAAAGGAUUGAUUAAAGAGACAUAUAAAGGAGAAAGAGUGAUAAUAUAACAAUUAUUACUCAUAGUUAAGAUAAAAUGUUGGAUAUAUUUGAUUGGAUUGAGAUAGAUACGAAAUUUAGAUAAUUGAAAAAGAGACUGAAAUUUGCAUUGGUAGAAAUGAUUAAUGAUAAAAAUAAUACUAGUAAGAUACAUAUGUAAUUGUCCAAUCGAACAGGUGAAACAAUUUAAGAUUUACUUUAUAAGAAACCUGAUACUAGAUAAAUAAUUGAUGAAUUAACUAAUUUAUUAAAGACAAUUAAGAAUAAAAGAAAUAAUACAAAUGUUUAAUUGAAUUCACCAAAAUCUGUUAGGAUAGACAAAUGGAAUUAAAGUAAAGAAGAAUUGUUUCUUGCGAAGAGAUUAUCUGCUAAAUAAAGAUUGAGUAAAUUAAUAAACAGUAGUUCUUGGAAUAGUAUAGCUAUAGGGGAAUUUGUAAGUAAUUUAGAUAAAGGAUAAUAGAAUAAAUAGAAAAGGUAAGAAUUAGAGUCUAAAUUUGAAUCAUAUUAAUGUAUGAAUGAGGAUGAUUUAUUAUAUUUAAUUAACACAAGUGUAUUAUUGAAUAGAUGUUCAGAUAAAAAGUAAUUAAAUGAUAAUAUACAAUAGAUUCAUAUAAAGUGCUAUCAAUCAUUUAGAUUAAGAUAUUAUUAGUGAUAUUGAAUUAUAAAUAGCUGAAAAUAUUUUGAAAAGUCAUUUUGAUAUAUAAAAAUAAGUAAAUUAAUCAAGACAUGAUUUUUUAAAAGAAAGAAAUGAAAUACAAUUUAUAAAAAAUAGAGAAUCUAAAAAUAUUUAAGAGAAAUAGGAGAAAUAAAAUUCAAUAAAGAAAUUAUAAAUUAAGAUGUGUAAUAUUUUAAGAGAGAUGAAAGAUAAAACUAAGACUACAAUGAAAUAAGAUUCUGAAAAAUAUCAUUUAUACUAUUAAGAAUAUAAAUAAGGAAAUCCAAUAGCAAAUCCUUAUGUAUGGAAAUUUAAGGAGAUAAUGAUGAAUGUAAUAAGAAGAAAAGUAUAAUUUGAUAUAUUCAAUAGAAAAAUGAAAGAAGAGAUUAAAAAUUAGGAGUGAAAAGUGAAAUUCAUAAACCAAUAUUUCCAUCAAAAGAAGAAUCAUUGACAUUAAUGAAUGUGAUUCGAAAAACACAUCCUUCAUCAAAAUUACGAUUAAUACCAUAAUAAUAAUAAGAAUAUUUUCCAACUCCAGCAAAAGUAUUUAAUGAAUACAAACUAAAAGUGUAAAAGAAAGAAUAUGAAUAAAUAAAAUCUAAUUUUUAAAAUUUCUAUACUGGAGGACCAAAGAAAACUAGAAUAUAUUCAAGUCCAUAAUUAUAAGGAAUAGAAGGAGGUGUAAUAAAAUCAGAUUGGAUAACUCCAGAAAUAGAAUUAAUAGCUAUAAAUAAAAUAAAAAGAGCAUUAAAAGCAUAUGUUUCAAAAAAGAGAUAUUUAAGAGAGAGAGAAAAGAGAAGAUAAAAAGAUUAUUAAGAAAAAUAAAAGGAUCCUAAAUUCUUUAGAAUUCUUAGUAGGAUGCAAUCUAAAAAUUAUAAUACAAUUGAUAUCGAAGAAUGUUAUAAAAGUCUUAAAUAAGCUAUUGCUUAGAGUGCUGGAAAUUCUAAAUAAUAAUUUUAAAAAGGAAUAUAAAUGGAUUAUUCUAAAAUUAAAGUACCUCAUUCAAUGAUUUAAUUGAAAUUAAAAUAAAGAAAGUUAUUUCUAGCUUUAAAAGUUGGAAAUACAAAUUGGGCUGAAUAUUCAGGUUUUUAAUUUGAACCAUAAGAUGUUAAUUGUUAUGAUACUGAUAUGUUUUGUCCUCUCUAUCAUGCUGCUAAAUUAUAAAGUAUUACAUUUUGUAAUUUUCUAAUUAAUGCUGGUGCUGAUGUUAAUAUGCCUUGUAAAGGAGGAUUAACUCCUACAUUUGCUGCAUUUAUAACUAAUAAUAUAGUCUUAAUCAAUCUAUUUAUUUCAAAUGGAGCUAAUAUUGAUACAUUAAAUGAUGAAGGCAAAAAUCCUUUAUGUUAUUGUUCUAUAUCUAUGCUUAAAGAACUUAAUUUAUAAUAUAAUCCUGUUAAUAGUAAAUCAUAAUCUCAUAGACAAAAAAGUAGAAGAACUUAAUCCAAUUUAGAAUAGAAUUAUUCACCCUAUGCUGAAAUGAAAAUGGAACCUAUGUUUAAUGUUAAUGAUGAAAUCAAAUGGUAACAAGAUUAAAUUAUUUCAUUAAGAACAUUUUAUACUAAAAAAGAAAGAGAUAACUUUUACUAUCUAAAAUCAAAAGCUUAGUCUUAAAAAUAAGAAUAAAAUAAUUAAGAGAAUGCAGAAUUAAAAUGA
Messenger RNA from Paramecium sonneborni, 2840 nucleotides. Lineage: Eukaryota; Ciliophora; Oligohymenophorea; Peniculida; Parameciidae. The record is from the annotation of a GenBank genome assembly.